CCCCCACGUCCCUUCUGCAGCCCAGCUCCGCCCGCAGCCGCCGCGGACCAGACCAGCACCGCCGCCAUGAUGUGCGAGGUGAUGCCCACCAUCAGCGAGGAUGGCCGGCGGGGCUCGGCACUGGGCCCGGACGAGGCUGGCGGCGAGCUGGAGCGCCUCAUGGUCACGAUGCUCACCGAGCGCGAGCGCCUGCUGGAGACGCUGCGCGAAGCGCAGGAUGGGCUUGCUACGGCGCAGUUGCGGCUGCGCGAGCUGGGCCACGAGAAGGACUCUUUGCAGCGCCAGCUCAGCAUCGCGCUGCCCCAGGAGUUUGCGGCUCUGACGAAGGAGCUGAACUUGUGUCGGGAACAGUUACUGGAACGGGAGGAAGAAAUUGCCGAGCUGAAGGCGGAGCGGAACAAUACACGGCUUCUCUUAGAACACCUGGAAUGCCUGGUGUCCAGGCACGAGAGGUCACUGCGCAUGACCGUGGUAAAGCGCCAGGCCCAGUCUCCGGGCGGGGUCUCUUCCGAGGUGGAGGUACUCAAGGCUCUAAAGUCCCUCUUCGAGCACCACAAGGCCCUGGAUGAGAAGGUCCGAGAGCGGCUGCGAAUGGCGCUGGAGCGGGUGGCAGUCCUAGAGGAAGAGCUGGAGCUGAGCAAUCAGGAGACUCUGAACCUUCGAGAGCAGCUGUCUAGGCGCCGGUCGGGGCUAGAGGAGCCCGGCAAGGAUGGGGAUGGGCAGACUCUUGCCAAUGGCCUGGGUCCUGGUGGGGAUUCGAACCGGCGCACGGCGGAGCUGGAGGAGGCCCUGGAGCGGCAGCGGGCAGAGGUGUGCCAGCUGCGGGAGCGCUUGGCGGUGUUGUGCCGCCAGCUGAGUCAGCUGGAGGAGGAGCUGGGCACCGCCCACCGCGAGCUGGGUAAGGCCGAGGAAGCUAACGCCAAGCUCCAGCGCGACCUCAAGGAGGCGCUGGCACAGCGGGAGGAUAUGGAGGAACGGAUCACAACGCUAGAGAAGCGCUAUUUGAGUGCCCAGCGUGAGGCCACCUCUCUGCACGACGCCAACGACAAGUUGGAAAACGAGUUGGCCAGCAAGGAGUCACUGUACCGACAGAGUGAAGAGAAGAGCCGUCAGCUGGCCGAGUGGCUGGACGAUGCCAAGCAGAAGCUGCAGCAGACGCUGCAGAAGGCAGAGACCUUGCCAGAAAUUGAGGCCCAGCUGGCCCAGCGCGUGGCUGCUCUCAAUAAAGCUGAGGAACGUCAUGGGAAUUUUGAGGAGCGGCUUCGGCAGCUGGAGGCCCAGUUGGAGGAGAAGAACCAGGAGCUGCAGCGGGCCCGGCAGCGGGAGAAGAUGAAUGAUGACCACAACAAACGGCUGUCUGAGACAGUGGACAAGUUGCUGAGCGAGUCCAACGAACGACUGCAGCUUCACCUCAAGGAGCGCAUGGGGGCACUGGAGGAGAAGAACUCACUAAGCGAGGAGAUUGCCAACAUGAAGAAGCUUCAGGAUGAGCUGCUGCUCAACAAGGAGCAGCUCCUGGCUGAGAUGGAGCGGAUGCAGAUGGAGAUUGACCAGCUUCGGGGGAGGCCACCGUCGUCCUACUCCAGAUCUCUCCCUGGCAGUGCCCUGGAGCUCCGUUACUCUCAGGCACCCACCUUACCUUCUGGCGCCCACCUGGACCCCUAUGGGGCUGGCAGUGGCCGAGCAAGCAAGAGGGGCCGCUGGUCAGGGGUCAAGGAUGAGCCCUCUAAGAGACAGGAGUGGGAGAGGUCUGCCCCUGCGGGGUCAAUGCCACCUCCAUUCCCUGGCGAGCUGGAUGGCUCAGAUGAAGAGGAGGCCGAGGGGAUGUUUGGAGCUGAGUUGCUGUCCCCCAGCGGGCAGGCUGAUGUUCAGACACUGGCCAUCAUGCUUCAGGAGCAGCUGGAGGCCAUCAACAAAGAGAUCAAGUUAAUCCAAGAGGAGAAGGAGACAACGGAACAAAGGGCAGAAGAGCUGGAGAGCCGGGUGUCAGGCUCUGGCCUGGACUCAUUGGGCCGCUACCGCAGUAGCUGCUCACUGCCCCCCUCCCUCACCACCUCUACCCUCGCCAGCCCCUCCCCUCCCAGCUCUGGCCACUCAACACCCCGUCUGGCACCCCCUAGCCCUGCCCGUGAGGGCACCGACAAAGCUAACCAUGUCCCUAAGGAGGAAGCUGUGGCUCCCCGAGGGGAGGGGCCAGCAAUCCCAGGAGACACCCCACCUCCCACUCCUCGCUCUGCCCGCCUUGAGAGAAUGACGCAAGCCUUGGCACUGCAGGCGGGAUCCCUGGAGGACGGAGGGCCAUCACGGGGAAGUGAGGGCACCCCAGAUUCCCUGCACAAAGCUCCCAAGAAGAAGAGCAUCAAGUCAUCCAUAGGCCGUCUCUUUGGCAAGAAGGAGAAGGGGAGAAUGGGACCACCAGGUCGGGACAGCUCUUCUCUGGCUGGAACACCCUCAGACGAGACACUGGCCACUGACCCUCUGGGGCUAGCCAAGCUGACGGGCCCAGGAGAGAAGGACCGAAGGAACAAGAGGAAGCAUGAACUUCUGGAAGAGGCCUGCCGUCAGGGCCUGCCUUUUGCUGCUUGGGAUGGGCCCACUGUGGUCUCCUGGCUAGAGCUAUGGGUAGGCAUGCCUGCGUGGUAUGUGGCCGCCUGCCGGGCCAAUGUCAAGAGUGGUGCCAUCAUGGCCAACUUGUCAGACACGGAGAUCCAGCGUGAGAUCGGCAUCAGCAACCCACUGCACCGGCUCAAGCUGCGCCUUGCCAUCCAGGAGAUGGUCUCACUCACCUCACCCUCUGCUCCUGCCUCCUCUCGCACCUCCACAGGAAACGUGUGGAUGACACACGAGGAGAUGGAGUCCCUGACCGCGACGACCAAGCCUGAGACCAAGGAGAUCAGCUGGGAGCAGAUCCUGGCAUAUGGCGACAUGAACCACGAAUGGGUGGGGAACGACUGGCUGCCCAGCCUGGGCCUGCCCCAAUACCGCAGCUACUUCAUGGAGUCGUUGGUGGAUGCCCGAAUGUUAGAUCAUCUUAACAAGAAGGAGCUCCGGGGCCAGCUCAAGAUGGUGGACAGCUUUCACAGGGUGAGUCUGCAUUAUGGGAUCAUGUGCCUGAAACGGCUCAACUAUGACCGGAAGGACUUGGAGCGGAGGCGGGAAGAGAGUCAGACCCAGAUCCGGGACGUGAUGGUGUGGUCCAAUGAGCGGGUCAUGGGUUGGGUGUCCGGGCUGGGCCUGAAGGAAUUCGCCACGAACCUCACGGAGAGCGGGGUGCACGGGGCACUGCUCGCCCUGGACGAGACCUUCGACUACUCCGACCUGGCCUUGCUUCUGCAGAUCCCCACGCAGAAUGCGCAGGCCCGGCAGCUCUUGGAGAAGGAAUUCAGCAACCUCAUUUCCUUGGGCACAGACAGGCGGCUGGAUGAGGACAGUGCCAAGUCCUUCAGCCGCUCCCCAUCUUGGCGGAAGAUGUUCCGAGAGAAGGACCUCCGAGGCGUAACCCCAGACUCAGCUGAGAUGUUGCCCCCCAACUUUCGUUCGGCCGCAGCAGGGGCUCUAGGCUCGCCGGGGCUCCCUCUCCGCAAGCUGCAGCCGGAAGGCCAGACUUCUGGGAGUUCCCGGGCAGAUGGCGUUUCUGUCCGGACCUAUUCCUGCUAGUGUAGGCUUCCAGUAUGGUCUCGCCGGGGAGAGUUUACUGGGGAGCUCGCGCCGCGGACUGGACCAUCUGUACAGACGAACGGGGGAUGCUGGUCCCCGCCUCACAAAUGGACUGGGCCUGGACCAAACCACAUGCACUGGACUGAGAGGGGGGAAGAAGAGGGCAGGAAGAAAUCCCGCCCCAAACUUCCGCCUCCCUUUCCUCUACUUUGUAAUUUAUUGAUCAGUUUCCGAUGGGAGAUGGGUGCCCUUCCCCCGCGGGAAGGGGGCGGGGCUUCCCUCCCGGGCCGCAUGCGGGGAGAGGCUGACCCCUCCUCUUUCUUCUCAGUUGCGGGGCCCAAGUCCUCCUUCUUCGUCCGAAAGGAGGGGAGGGAGGACUCGCUGCUAAAAGCCUCGCCCCUUGUGCCACUCAGCCCCGCCCCGCCGCGUCCCGUUGCCGGUGCCUGGGGUCAGCUGCGGGCGGGGUUCCCUCUCUCUCCCCAGUGUCUCGUGUCCCCGAGGCCCCUCCGCCCCCCGUGCUGUGGCCGUGUCCGUGCCCCGGUGGUACGGGGUGCAGAACUGCGCUCCCCGUUCCGCUCCGGCUCCGGGGUUUGCAUGGGAGAACCCUCUUUCCACGAUGCCACUGGGCGACGUGGCGUGGGGGGAGGAAGGACGGUGGGGGAGCCCUCGCCCCCGACUCUUGGUCGGCCUCCCUGCCCCAGGCGUCACUCAGUGAUCACGGGUAAAGAGAACUGUUU
Dama dama (fallow deer) is the source of this 4394-nucleotide messenger RNA. RefSeq names its product PTPRF interacting protein alpha 3 (gene PPFIA3). The record is from RefSeq and is a predicted model, not a curated record. Gene Ontology annotation, cellular component: presynaptic active zone. Bases 67 to 3657 code for a protein of 1196 amino acids. NCBI's taxonomy places the organism in Eukaryota, Metazoa, Chordata, Mammalia, Artiodactyla, Cervidae. Gene Ontology annotation, biological process: synapse organization. The transcript has 30 exons. Gene Ontology annotation, molecular function: protein binding.